This is a messenger RNA of Schizosaccharomyces japonicus yFS275, 2307 nucleotides long. RefSeq names its product rhophilin-2. NCBI's taxonomy places the organism in Eukaryota, Fungi, Ascomycota, Schizosaccharomycetes, Schizosaccharomycetales, Schizosaccharomycetaceae. The record is from RefSeq and is a predicted model, not a curated record. Bases 1 to 2307 code for a protein of 768 amino acids. The transcript has a single exon. Gene Ontology annotation, cellular component: endosome; cytoplasm.
AUGAAGCAUAUGCUAACACCUUUUAUCUCAAUACCGUCGAAGAACUCAAAUGUAGUCGACUGGAAGACUCCGUUGAAGAAGUUUUUUGAAGAGAACUACGGACGUGAUCAAGACCUCGAUGAAAUUGUGAGGAAUUUCGACUCUUUACGACGAGAUGCAAUUAAUGUUGAUGAAACCCCUGCUGGUAGGGAAGUUAUUUAUACUUACUACAAGCAGCUAAAUUACCUGUCUUUUCGAUUCCCCAUUGGAACGAAUGAAAUCGACGUACAUUUUGAAUGGUCUGACACACUAGAUCCCAAAAAUCGACUUGUGAAGGAAAUGUCUGUGGCGUUUGAAAAAGCAAACGUUUUGUACAAUGUUGCCGCCGUAUGCUCAAAGACCGGUGCAGAAUCUUGUGUUCAUGAAGGCGUAGACGGACUUAAGGAAGCAGCGAAUGACAUGCAAUGUGCUUCUGGUGUUCUCGCAAACAUACGAGAGUAUUUCCUACGUUUGUCGCAGAAAGAUUUAGAUUCCUCAUAUCUCUUGGCAAUGUCAAACAUCAUGCUUGCUCAGGCACAUGAGUGUGUUUUAGAGCGUUUGCGUAUUGAUGGAAACGGAGAACCCGCAAAUCUAUCGCUUGCUUCCAAAAUUGCCAGUGCUACCGCUUCUCUAUACGCUUCAGCAACUCAGGAUUUGAAGGCUGUUCAGUUUUCUUUACCGAAAGAUAUAAUUGAAUUGGUGUCUGCCAAAAACAAUGCAAUGGAAGCGUCGGCUUCGUAUUAUGCUGGGCAAGCUGAAAUGUCCAUGGAUGCAGCGGGAGUGGCAGUUGCACGUUUUCAGCAAUCAAAACGGCUUGUGGAGGCGGCGUUCAAGCAGUUUUCAAGCAUUCACCCUGACCCUCGCUUCGUAAGCCUUCCGGUUUUGGAGGAUUUCAAUCAAUGGUUCAAGCAAUACAUUGAUAAAAUGGAAGGAAAGUUGAGGGAAUUGAUUAAGCAGAAUGAUUUUGUCUUUCAAGAACGCGUCCCUCCCGAAGAAGAGUUAGAGCCUUUGCCUUCGAAACAUGUUCUUUCCCCCAUACAUGUCACGCAAAUGUAUGCUAGAAACAGAAAGGACGUUGCCAGCGCUAAGGAUAUGUUUCGCAAUUUCACGCCAACUGCGCUAGCUUCAACGAGUUCCCUGUGUUCCGAGACCGCAGCGAAUCUAGUUCGGAGAGAGGAGAAGCUCGUCGAAGAGCAGAACACAUUGUUGGCAACAAUGCUUGCAACUCUUGACAUCCAGAAUUUGAAAAGGAUGAUCCGCUGGAACUUUUACAAGAAAAACGAGAUACCUGGUGAACUGAUGGAAAUACAUCAGCUCCUAAAAGACAGCAGUCAUGAAAAUAGCCUUCGCUUGUUGGAAGCAAAAUCCGCCGAAUUAAAGGGAUUGAUUGCUGAUAUGAAAAAUGAUUUGGCAGUAGAAACAACGCAGAAUGAGCAAAUGCGCGCAAAGCUGUCGUCGAAAUGGACACUGAGUCCAAGUUCCUCAUUUUCCGCCCCUUACUUAACCCAACUAAAUCAACUACAGGCGUCCUUGGAGGCGGCGGAUGAAACAAACAGUAAACUGUUUGAACUGCAUGAUAGAAUUGCUAACGACGUUGCCGUCAUUUGCAAUUCUACAAGACUUCACGAAGAAUUAUGCACGCCAAAGCCCGCUCGACCCGAGAGUCUGCUUGAUUUGCCUAUUUCCUCUCAGGAGCAGACAAGAAAUAUGGAGAUACAAAUUGACAUGCUCGAUGAACUUCAAUCUCGUAUCCAAAAACUUGUUCCGGACAGAGAAAAAACGUUGGAAGCAAUGCGCCAAAAGUACAAAUCUUUGGACGUGUCUGGCGCCUUGAUGGAUAACAGUAUUAUGAAAGACGAUGCCUUGAAUCCUGACGAAUUUUGCAACACCGAAGUGAAUAAACAAUUUAAGCCAUUAGUUGUUCGACUUGGCGGGACAAUUGAGCAGCAGAAAGUCUUAAUGGACGAAGUCAUCGAAGUUGUCCGCAAGCUCAAGCAUAAUCCCGUGUUUGAGGAAUGCGUUCAAAACUUUUCCGCUCGUCAAAAACAGCAUGAAAAACUUAUUGAGCACUACAAAAAAUCUGGCGACGCUGCAAUGUCACUUCACAGUGGCAUAAAAAAGGGAAUUGAGUUUUACGAUGGUGUUUCUGCAAAGCUUAAGCUUUUGCAAAAGCAACUUCAAGCGGAGCUCCUUGAAAGGCGCAAACAAGGGGCAGAAUGCAUUGCUCAACUUAAGUAUACAUCAGGAACAAACGAUAUUACUUCUGCCAUGAACAAUGUGCGGCUAUAA